AAAAGGAGUUUUUUUUGAGGAAUACACGAACAAUCGCGAAAAAAGGAUGAACGCAGCGAGGCGUGUAACACGUCAGACGGCAACGUUUAAUCUUAAUGAUGAGAACAAAUUGCAUGGACAAAUAUCUCGGGUGAAGCAAGUAUCUACACAAGGAUUAGAAGGGGUAAAUAAGCCAUGGACGGCGGCGACGCGAAAGAGAGCAGCAUUAGGAGAUGUAAGCAAUGUGCAUAAUAAGGAGAAUCAGACGGCGAAAACGAAAACGCAGCCGUUAUCAACCAAAGCACGCGUGGUGACGAAAACCGGAGUUCAAAGUCAUCAAAGCAAAGAAUCCGUUCAUACGGUACCAACGGGAGAAUUGCGUGGUGAAGAAACAACACGAAAAAGACGGACAUCAAAGGUUUUAACGGAGCAAAAAGUGAUCAUUGAGGUGGAACAAACACAAGCAAGUAAAAAAGUGAGAACCGAUGGCCUUUUAAACGGAUCGGUACAAGAGCAUCCAGCAUCACAAGAUUGGGAUGAUUUAGAUGCGGAUGAUGCUCAUGAUCCAUUGAUGGUAUCGGAAUACGUUGAAGAAAUCAUGGGUUACAUGAGGGAAUUAGAGGUAUUAACACUUCCUUUACCAGAUUAUAUGGAUCGACAGAAAGAACUUCAAUGGAAAAUGCGAGGAAUCUUGGUAGAUUGGUUAAUUGAGGUUCAUGCGAAAUUUCGUCUUCUUCCAGAAACGUUAUUUCUUUCUGUCAAUAUUAUUGAUCGAUUUUUAUCCCUACGAGUAUGUUCGCUUCCUAAGCUUCAAUUAGUAGGGAUUACAGCACUUUUUAUCGCAGCAAAAUAUGAAGAAGUGAUGUGUCCAUCGAUACAAAAUUUUAUGUACAUGGCAGAUGGUGGAUAUACGAAUGAAGAAAUUCUAAAAGCAGAACAAUACGUUUUACAAGUUCUUGGAUAUGAUAUGUCAUAUCCAAAUCCCAUUAAUUUUCUAAGAAGAGUAUCAAAGGCAGAUAAUUAUGAUAUUCAGACACGUACAGUGGCAAAAUAUCUUAUGGAAAUUAGUCUUCUUGAUCAUCGAUUUUUGCCUUUUGUGCCAUCUAAUAUUGCAGCUUCGGGCAUUUAUUUGGCUAGAAUUAUGGUUACUGGUGGCAAUUGGAAUGCUAAUUUAAUACAUUAUUCGGGAUAUAAAGAAUCAGAUCUUGUUCCAUGUUCUAAAAUGAUGCUGGAUUAUCUUUCACGAUCAGUUAUAAAACAUGAAGCAUUUUUUAAAAAAUAUGCCAGCAAAAAAUUCAUGAAAGCUAGUUUAUUUGUUCGCGAUUGGGUUAAAAAACAUUACGAUCUUGAGGCAAACGUGCGAUUAAACACUAUCUCUUUCGAUUACGAUAACCAUGAAUCAAAUGAAAUACAUCAGGACUUAGAAGAGGAAGAAGGAUCCCUAUAGUUAAAUGUUUUACAAACAGACAUAUCUAUUUUUUUAUACUAGUA
Molecule: messenger RNA, 1470 nt
Organism: Pneumocystis carinii B80
Lineage: Eukaryota; Fungi; Ascomycota; Pneumocystomycetes; Pneumocystales; Pneumocystaceae
Exons: 4
Coding region: 47-1426 (459 amino acids)
Biological process (GO): regulation of cyclin-dependent protein serine/threonine kinase activity; G2/M transition of mitotic cell cycle
Cellular component (GO): cytoplasm; nucleus; cyclin-dependent protein kinase holoenzyme complex
Molecular function (GO): cyclin-dependent protein serine/threonine kinase regulator activity
Source: RefSeq, a predicted model, not a curated record